AUGGGCUGGGGGAAGACGCUGACCUUCCUCCCCUUCGGGCCCCGCUGGCAGAUGCACCGCAAGCUGCUGCAGACCACUUUCAGUAACACAAACGUGCGGCAGUGGUACCAACUGCAGGUCACAGAGGCCCGCAAGUCCGUCCACAGCAUCAUAAAGGACCCAGACAACUGGGAGGUUUCCAUGAAGAGGUUCGCCGUCGCCAUUGUCCUCAAAGUAAGUUACGGAGUUGAUGUCCGAGAUGACAACGACCCGUAUGUAAAGAUCGCCGACGAUGCCAUGUACGCAACUGGCAACGGCGGUGCACCCGCCAACAGCAUCGUAGAUGUUUUCCCUCCCGUAAUGCUCGCCGCAGCUCGCCAUCUACCCAACUGGCUGGCUAGAGACUGGUCGCUGAAAUUUGCGCGAGAAUGGGGCUGGGCUAUCCAGAAAUUGCACAACGUUCCAUUCGCCGUUGCUCAAGACGAGGUGGCUCGAGGCAAGGAGAACCCGUCCUUUGCGCACACGUUGUUGGAAACGUAUAAGUCCAACGCCAAGAACGGUCUGGACAACGAGUGGUCACUUGACGAUAUCAAGGGGGCAGCGGGCGCCAUCUUCAUCGCAGGGGCAGACACGGUAACUGAGCGCACCGACGAUGAUACUCAGACCGAGUAA
Messenger RNA from Colletotrichum chrysophilum, 651 nucleotides. RefSeq lists its product as uncharacterized. The coding region runs from base 1 to 651 and encodes 216 amino acids. The record is from RefSeq and is a predicted model, not a curated record. Gene Ontology annotation, molecular function: iron ion binding; monooxygenase activity; heme binding. The transcript has 4 exons. Lineage: Eukaryota; Fungi; Ascomycota; Sordariomycetes; Glomerellales; Glomerellaceae.